CCCCAAUUUGCCCUGAGCCCCGAGCUCACGGCUCGCACGACCUCAAGCUGACGUGGGCCCAAAGAAGGCCUCGCAGACAUGCCGCGGCCCUCGGGAAGCCGAGACUUCUGCAAGAAGUUCCUAUGCUCUGCCAGCGUCACAGCAUGCAUGCUGAUGCUUCUCAGGACUUUCCGGAUGUCCAACCCAACAGCUCUCGGCGGUCGCGAGCUCGCGGACGAGGAGUUUCAGCCAGUUCCGCCAAAGUUUGCGGAGAUCGACGCGGAGCCCGCCGGACCGCCCUGGGCUUUGCCAGCGCCGGCGCCGCAGCCGGCACCGGCCCCGGCUUCCGCGCCGACGCCGGUGGCGAAUGAGGAGGUUGCAGGAGAGAGCUACAACGGCCACUUCCUGCACCGGCGUAGUGCAAAGAAGCCGGGCUGCCGGGGCUGCUGUAACCUGGAGGACAAGAUUGUGGACUGCUUAGAUGUGGAGAAGUGCGCCCAAAGCGGCCCGGAGAAUGGAAAGUACGCGCUGGUCUUGAGCCAUUGGGGCGUUCCCAGCGAGGGCAUGCUGCAAUCCAUCCCCUCCAUGAAGGCAGCGGCCUUGGCGGCAAAUAACGCCGACAUCUUGCUGAUCAUGCUCCAGAAAGAUGCGGACAGGAUCUCGCCAAAGAUACAGAAGCUGCUGGACAAGUGGACGGUGAAGGUGCGAGUGGUGCCCUGGGAUGUGCCCACGCGCUCGAUCUUCAACCCGAAGCACGACUGGUGCGGUCACCAGGACCUGAUCCGCUUGCACGUGGUGGGCCUGGAGGGCUACGACGCGGUGGCCUACUACGACGCGGACUGCGAGUUCCAGGGGGACGUGCUGCCGGUGCUGCGCUGCGCCGCCUCAGGCAUGUUCCUGAGCACCAACGGCGGGGUGGGGGAGAGUCUGAACAUCGGCUUCAUCGCCUUGCGCCCGGACCGGCGCCUGCUGGACGCGGCGCUUUUCUUCGCGCAGAACAACAACUUCACCGUGAAGGAUGGCUGGGGACACACAGGCUGGAAGCCCUGCGGUGGCUACUUUGUGGGCGGGGAGUGCGGCCAGGGCUUCUUCUACAGUCUCUACUACUCCAAAAGCGCGGCAGCAAAGAAGGCCUUGCAGGCCGCAGACGUCUGGGACAAUGACGUGUUCCGGCCCGCGCAAAUUGAUCGAUGCCUUUGGAACUACCAGACCAGCUACCAGUGCCGCCCAGACUUCGACUGUGAGCGGGUCCGCGUGCACCACAAGCCCACCCGGGAGCGGGGCACGGACAAGAACGAGUGCGAGAAGCUGAAGUUCCGGGAGCGGCGCAAAGAGAUGGCCAGGAGGAAGCGUCUGGAGCGCAAACCCCCAACUGCUGCAGAGCUACAGGCAGCGGCUGAGGGCCUGCUCCUGCGCCACUCCGCGGGGCUAUGCCUGCGGCCCUCCACGGCAGACCUCCGGGAGGGUACCGUGCUUCUGCUCUCCGACUGCGAAGGCGGCUCCGUGGAGAACUUGCGGCUCACAGAGGUGGACACCGAGGCAGAGGACGACGAGGAUUCGUUGGGGCAGGCGACGAUCAAGCUGGGACCCAACUGCGCGCAUCCUCAAGGGGACAACGAGGAGUUACCUCCCAGCGAGCCGCGCCUAGCCUUUCCGGCAGACUGCACCUCCAAGAAGCACCGCUUCGUUUUUAGCCGCCUCAAGGCCGAGGGCGGCUUUUUGCUCAUGCACGUGGCCAGCAGGAUGUGCGUCCACCCCUUCGAGGGCCGCGAAGAGCCGAGGGAUGGCACGGAGCUGAUCCUGCAUGGGGACUGCAGCCCGAACCGCCGCGCCUUGGUCUUCAAAGCCGAGAAGCCGCGCAGCUCCUCGAUUGCCAGGCCCGAGCUGGCCGAGGCCGAGGUGAGCACCACGCCCAUGCUGAAGCCAGAGGGCGAGCAGUGCAGCUACACCCCCGGCAGCCCUCAGAGCUCGAGACCGGGGAAGCCCUGCUUGCCGCCAGCAAAGUUCUGGCCGUACAAGGGCAAGACCAGCUGGCGCAUCGACCUGGGGAAGAGGAUCUUGGCCUCGGUCACGCCAGAGGUCUCUGAGGACCUGUGCGAAGGCUUCUACCUCUUUGGGGACGUCACCUGGUGCAACAAAGCCUUCACCUCGCCGCCGGCAGCUGUCGUGGGGUCCUGGCAAGUGAGGCUGUCCUAUGGCAUCGAAGAGCGGGACAUUUGGAGCGAGCUGAUCAGCGCGAAGGGCCUGCCCACCAAGCUCUACGAUUGCUUCAUCCCGCCGGAGCGGUCCACGCCCAUCAGUGGCAAAGCGCCCAACGGCACGCGCAAGUGCAAAGGCGUCGAGAGCCAGCCCUGCUACACCUCCAAGUACCAGAGCUACAGGAUCUGCUUGGGCGCAGAGCCCAUGAAGCUCGAGGGCCGCCGCUUCGAGAAUUUGCUGCCGCACCUGGCGGAGUACCCGGACCUCUCGGUGCAUCUGAAGAUCGACACGGAGGGUGCCGAAUGGCCAGUGCUGGAACAGCUGAUGAACAGCCCAGAGAAGGCAAAGAUCAGGACGCUGGAUAUGGAGGUGCACUUCGGUUGGAACAACGCUGGCAACCCUGAGCACAUCAAGAAGAUGAAGCAACAAGAGCUUCUUACGAUGCAAGUGGCCACCAUGGAGAAGCUUCUGGAUGAGUUCUACUGCACGGGCUCCACGCUGGAAGUUUACCGGGAAGGUUGGAAGCCCCAAGACAACUGCGCCAAGAAAGACUGCGGCGAGCCCCCCGUAUAUUUGCCCGGCGGCUUCUCCGUGGAGAUGUUUGCGGUGAGCUAUGCGAACAGAGCACUCGUGAACUGAGUCCCAGGUGUUUGCACGCGAAGUGCCAGAGCUUCCCUUCCCAGCGCUGGCAAGCGGAGAGAGCGGCAGUGAGCAAGCGACACAGCAAGUGUGGUGC
Effrenium voratum is the source of this 2914-nucleotide messenger RNA. NCBI's taxonomy places the organism in Eukaryota, Dinophyceae, Suessiales, Symbiodiniaceae. The record is from the annotation of a GenBank genome assembly.